AUGGGCAUCCGAGGGAUGCUUCGAGCCGCUGUGCUCCUGCUGCUCAUCAGGACCUGGCUCGCAGAGAGCAAUGACCCCAGUCCUACCCCGAAAUUCCACUUUGAGCUCUCCUCCACUGUGCCUGAAGUCGUCUUGAACCUCUUCAACUGCAAAAAUUGUGCAAAUGAAGCUGUGGUUCACAAGAUUUUGGAUAGGGUGCUGUCGAGAUAUGAUGUCCGUCUCAGACCAAAUUUUGGAGGUGCCCCUGUGCCUGUAGGAGUAUCUAUCUAUGUCUCCAGUAUUGAACAAGUCUCAGAAAUGACUAUGGACUAUACGAUCACGAUGUUUUUUCAUCAGACCUGGAAAGAUCCACGUUUAGCAUACUAUGAGACCAACCUGAACCUGACCCUGGACCAUCGGAUGCUUGAGAAGUUAUGGGUCCCUGACUGCUACUUUCUGAAUAGCAAGGAUGCUUUCGUGCAUGACGUGACUGUGGAAAAUCGUGUGUUUCAGCUUCACCCAGAUGGAACGGUGCGGUAUGGCAUCCGACUCACCACCACAGCGGCUUGUUCUCUGAAUCUGCAAAAUUUCCCUCUGGACAAGCAGACCUGCAAGCUGGAGGUGGAGAGCUAUGGUUACACAGUUGAAGACAUUGUAUUAUACUGGGAAGGCAAUGGGAAUGCCAUUCAGGGGACUGAGAAGCUGCACAUCGCUCAGUUCAGCUUCCUGGGAAAGACGAUGACUAGCAAAGAGGUGUUUUUCUACACAGGUUCUUAUGUGCGCCUGAUACUGAGGUUCCUGGUCCAGAGGGAAGUCACCAGCUACCUUGUACAGAUCUACUGGCCUACAAUCCUCACCACUGUUGUCUCUUGGAUAUCAUUUUGGAUGAACUAUGAGUCCUCUGCAGCCAGGGUGACAGUUGGUCUGACGUCAAUGCUCAUCCUGAACACCAUCAACUCACAUCUGCAGGAUAAACUACCCCAAGUUUCUUGUAUCAAGGCCAUCGACAUCUAUAUGGUCGUAUGCUUCUUCUUUGUGUUCCUGUCCUUGCUGGAAUAUGUCCACAUCAACUAUCUUUUCUACAGCCGAAGAGGACCCCGGCGCCACCAUAGGCGACGCAGGAGAGCACGAAGAGUCAUGGCCCGCUAUUGCUACCAGGAAGUGAAGCUGCAGGAUGACCAGGUUAACAUAGAAGAUGAAAAUGGCUCUCCGUCCUCCAGACCAGUGCAGGCCCACCUGGCAAGCCAAGAAAGCCUCGGCUCUUUGACCUCCAUCUCAGUGCAGGCCCCACUGGCCACCUCAGAAAGCCUCAGUUCACUGUCUUCUCUCUCGGGCCAGACCAGAGAAAGCCUGAGUGAUCUCCCCUCCACCUCAGAGCAGGCCCUGCACAGCUAUGGCAGUCACUUUAAUGGUUUCGAGAUUGAUGACAGCGUUAUUCCUACUGAAAUCUGCAACCAUGCUGAGGCCCAUGGCUUUGCUGAGACCUGUGACCCAGAAGACCCUGAAGAGAGCUCUAGCUCAGAUGAGAACCAUGGCCAUGGCCCCAGUGGGAGGCAUCUGCUUGUCCACAGCCUGAGGUAUGUGCAAGAAGCAAGCUUCAACCUUGAUGAGAUCCGUAGCAGCCUUGAUGAGAUCCGUAGCUUGCCUGAUGACAUCAAAGUUGAGAGUGGCUACCUUGACCUUGAGAAGCAACUCAAGUGUGAUGUUGACAGUACCUGGAGCCUUAACGUUGAUGAUUUCAUGGGCUUUGACCAAGACAAGGACAGUAACUCAGAGUCUGAUGACAGUUGCCCCCUGAGCCCUGGGUGCUCCUUCAGUGAAGGGUUUUCCUCCAAGCUCUUUCACCCUUACUACGUCCCUAAGGUUGACAGGUGGUCCCGGAUCCUCUUCCCUCUUGCCUUUGUGGUGUUCAACAUUGGUUACUGGGCAUACUAUAUCAAUUAGUCCCACAGUGCCCCAGAGCAGCAGGGACACUGUGCUAUGCUCCUUUCAUAGUUAUUUCGGUUCUGUUUUGCCUUCUUUGUUUUAUUUUGUUGUUAUUUGGGCAGUCAAGUCAGCUCUAAUUUUCUCUUUAUAAACAUGAGGUGGAGAGUAGUUGGAAAGGAUGUGUUCUGGCUGGAAGGAAGGAGAUUGAAGGAGGAGUUGGAGGUAAAUAGCACAUUGAUUUUCCUUUCCUGAUAAAAGAGUAUCACCUUUUCAAAGACUUCUAACAGCUAAUAAGCACAGAAAAGCCCUGGAAAUGUUUAGUAGACAGAGAGGAGCCAGGUUGGGGAACAGAGGAAGGAUCUGAGCCCUGAGCACAAACAUUUCUGGGAAUUUUUCCAUCCCCCCGAGGUGUUGAAUUCUCUUUUUCAUUGCUUUUUUUCUUCUGUUUUUUCCUCCUAGGGAUUGUGGUCCUUGCUCACUCCCCACUUAGGGUUUUACAGGAGAAAGUCAAGCUGAGUUGGCCUGGGGUGCACAGGGGAAGGGCUAGCCAUGGCUUGUAAGUGCAGGGAGCUGGCUCCAGGGAACUUGGGGGAUUUUGAAAGUGCCUUUUCUCCACUGUUUUUUCUGCUGUAUUUUGAGUGUGGUGUUGUGGCAGGG
Messenger RNA from Ceratotherium simum simum (southern white rhinoceros), 2562 nucleotides. It is a transcript of the gene GABRQ, whose product is annotated as gamma-aminobutyric acid type A receptor subunit theta. The record is from RefSeq and is a predicted model, not a curated record. Gene Ontology annotation, cellular component: membrane. NCBI's taxonomy places the organism in Eukaryota, Metazoa, Chordata, Mammalia, Perissodactyla, Rhinocerotidae. Gene Ontology annotation, molecular function: extracellular ligand-gated monoatomic ion channel activity; GABA-A receptor activity. Gene Ontology annotation, biological process: monoatomic ion transmembrane transport.